Oryza brachyantha (malo sina) is the source of this 1945-nucleotide messenger RNA. RefSeq names its product transcription factor TGA2.1. NCBI's taxonomy places the organism in Eukaryota, Viridiplantae, Streptophyta, Magnoliopsida, Poales, Poaceae. The coding region runs from base 497 to 1501 and encodes 334 amino acids. The transcript is spliced from 10 exons. The record is from RefSeq and is a predicted model, not a curated record. Gene Ontology annotation, molecular function: sequence-specific DNA binding; DNA-binding transcription factor activity. Gene Ontology annotation, biological process: regulation of DNA-templated transcription; DNA-templated transcription.
CAGACCUUCUCGAAGCUUCCUCCCUCCUCCCCCCAAAUCCCUUCCCCUUGCUCCUCUUCCAAAUCCGCCGCCGCCGCCGCAGAUUCCCUAGCUCCCAGGAGGUACAGCUCCUCCCACAGCCUCACGGAAGGGUAGAAGGAGGAGGUGCGGUUGAUUUUAUUCAGUUUUUUUUCCCCCCUUCCCGUUUCUCCGGCGGUGGGGGGCCAGAGGGGCUGAUCAUGGUCGUGUGCCGCCGCCGUCUUGCAGAGAUUUCCCCCAACCGCCACCGACGAUCCUUCACUUGGCACAAAGGGGAGUAGCACUGUGCAAAGCUGUUGUGGUCCGUCAAGGGAGAUUGGCCAACCUGUGGGGUUUCAAAUCGACAUAAGUACGUCAGUAUUCUGACCAUCCAUCAAUCUGGCGGUUCAUAGUUCUGCACUUACAACUUUGGUGCCAGAAAGGAGAGAGCAAAGUGAUUUGCUGUCUCCUGUUGAUUGUGGCCUGUUGAGGCCCAGUGAUGGCAGAUGCUAGUUCAAGGACUGACACAUCGAUUGUUGUAGACAACGACGACAAAAACCACCAGUUAGAAAACGGACAGAGUGGUGCAGUCAUGGCUUCUAACUCUUCAGAUAGAUCUGACAGAUCCGACAAACCUAUGGACCAAAAGACAAUGCGGCGGCUUGCUCAAAAUCGUGAGGCGGCAAGAAAAAGCCGGCUUAGGAAAAAGGCAUAUGUACAACAACUAGAGAGCAGUAAGCUGAAGCUUGCACAGCUAGAGCAAGAGCUCCAGAAAGCUCGCCAGCAGGGAAUCUUCAUCUCUAGCUCUGGAGACCAAACCCAUGCCAUGAGUGGAAAUGGGGCAUUAACCUUUGACUUGGAAUACACAAGAUGGCUUGAGGAGCAAAAUAAGCAGAUAAAUGAGCUGAGGACAGCGGUGAAUGCUCAUGCAAGUGACAGUGACCUCCGUCUUAUCGUCGAUGGCAUAAUGGCACAUUACGAUGAAAUAUUCAAGGUCAAGGGUACAGCUGCAAAGGCUGACGUGUUUCAUAUACUUUCAGGCAUGUGGAAGACACCUGCAGAAAGGUGCUUCCUGUGGCUCGGUGGUUUCCGUCCAUCUGAACUUCUAAAGCUCCUAGCUAAUCACCUCGAGCCUUUAACUGAGCAGCAGUUACUGGGAUUAAACAACCUACAGGAAUCUUCUCAGCAGGCGGAGGAUGCACUAUCACAGGGUAUGGAAGCACUGCAGCAAUCUUUGGCAGAUACUUUGGCUGGAUCUCUUGGUUCAUCAGGGUCUUCUGGGAAUGUGGCGAACUACAUGGGUCAGAUGGCAAUGGCCAUGGGUAAACUAGGAACGCUCGAGAAUUUCCUUUGCCAGGCGGACAACCUGCGGCAGCAGACCUUGCAUCAAAUGCAACGAAUUCUGACGAUCCGACAAGCCUCGCGUGCUCUUCUUGCCAUACACGAUUACUUUUCACGCUUGCGUGCAUUGAGUUCCCUGUGGCUUGCUAGGCCACGGGAGUAACAAAUGGUCGAGUUCCUGUGACGAGGUUUGGAGAACACUCAUUAUGAUGGACUGCAGAUAAUUGGGGUUUUCCCUGUACAAUUGUUAAAGCUGUACCUAAAUUAAACUGGUGUAUGCAAGUAGGUGAAGCCUCUAAGUAAGUUAUAAUGAUUGCAUUAUUGUGUUAGCAAUAAAAGUUAGGGGUAAAUCAGGAUGGGUCCUGAGCUGUUUUGUUGUAGUAGAACUGUACCUAGUGGCUGGAAAUGCAUUGUUGAAUGUAACUACAGAAACAGAAAUACUGUUCACUUUGCAUGAUAUUGUGUAAUACUCCAAUCAGCUAAGGUAGCGAUUAGCACUCCUUUGUGAAGCUGAAACUGCAACCUGGCAAGCACAGGUACAAAAGACUGCAUGGUAAAUGAAAAACAAUGAUGGACACAUUCAUUGUUAAGAAGUCAUUACAUGUAA